GCGACCCGUUACCAUAGAAACGACGAAAAGGCUCUCGAGAGUUUACUGUAGAAGGGAAUUACAUUAACGGGGAAAAAAAAUAACAUCUGGAGGCCGACGGGAAACAGAGCAAGCAUGUUUUCCAAGAUGACCAGCGACCGGACGGUUUGUCUGAACAGGAAGCCGACUGUCCAAGACGCGAUGACAGGACGGGACUUUAUAACGGCGCAGAUUGAGCUGAGGGACAAGGAGAGAGAGUUGGAUGAGCUGAAGCAGAAGACCCAUGAGCAGAAACAGUAUUUGAUUUAUUUACAUCGGCGUAAUGAGGAGCUGCAGCAAACCACAAAGGAAGCGCGUGAGCAACGCUUCAAGCUGGAAAUGUUUUUUCGGGACGAAGAAACGGAAUCCGACAGGUUGACGGCCGAGAAGGAGAUGAAGGAGGCGAUGGAGAAGGAGGCGGAAAUCCAGAGGCUGAAGGAGGAGUGUGUGAACCUGAAGAGGAGGAAGCGGGAGAUGCAGCUUCAGACCCUCAAAUACACACACUACAGGGAGUUCUUGGAGCGCGUGCUCAAACUAACAAAAUUCACCAACGUGGACGCGCUCGCAAGUUACUUGGAGAGCCUCCUCUACAUCAGGGACCAGCUGUACCAGAGGGAGACUCAGGUGCAGGAACACAUGGAGCAGCAGAAGAAAGCCUUCCAGAUCCUGAAGGACCAGCACAACCUGCUGUGGCUGCAAAAGAACAACCACCUGUCGCAGCUCCAGACCAACCUGGAAAAGGCCCGCUCCAAAGCUCUGAUAUGGGAAAGGCAGUGGAACCAAAUUCAGGAAACGGCUGCAAAGAAGACGCUGGAGCUGGGCCAGAUCACGUACGCGACCCUUAACCUCUUCGAAAUGGCCGGCGGGACGAUUGGAGUGGGCGGUUUGCACAUCAACGACACAGAGAAGCAACUGGACGCGAUCAAGAACUUCAUGAUGGACCACACAGACAUUGUGAAACAUUAUCUCACAUACUUGCACCGAGAAGCCAGAGGAAGCAAAUCAGAAAACAUUACAAUUAUUAAGUAGCAAACUGUCUAACUUUGUCACAAAGUGUCUAUUUCAAACAAAAAAAAGUACAAAUUA
Molecule: messenger RNA, 1104 nt
Organism: Gambusia affinis (western mosquitofish)
Lineage: Eukaryota; Metazoa; Chordata; Actinopteri; Cyprinodontiformes; Poeciliidae
Gene: cfap73
Product: cilia and flagella associated protein 73
Exons: 7
Coding region: 115-1047 (310 amino acids)
Source: RefSeq, a predicted model, not a curated record